GACCUCACAUCUCUCUCAACUACUCACGAGAACACAGAAUAAUUUUCCUCCAAAAUUCAAUUUUGACCAACCGAGGGUAACUCGUUGUUUGCUGCCGCGAUACGGUCUGUGGUUUAAGGUUCAUCACUCCGAUGACUGAAAAGGGUGUAGCUAUAGAAAUACAAGAAUCAGGAGAAGAUGAUGUUGGCAUAGGAGUGAAACUUGGAACUGAAAAUGUAGAAGAUUAUUCGAAGGAAAACGUUGGAGCGAACAAACGGAUUAAGGAUACGUCAAUUGAUAGACUCAGUGCAUUGCCUGAUUGCUUACUUAUUCAUAUCCUCUCGUUUUUAGGUGUUAAAAAAGCUGGGGUUACGAGCUUGUUGGGGAAAAAAUGGAAGUAUCUUUGGGCUGAAUUGCCUGUGCUUGAAUUCCAUUUUGAUUUCUCUGAUGAAAGUGAGGAAACUAAGAAUACGCUUGACUUUGUGGCUUGGGUUAAUAAGACCCUUGCUAUUCGUAGUGGAAAUCAUCUGGAGAAGUUGAAGGUUGGGUUCAAUUACAAGAUUUGCUUUGAUCCGGAUGUUGAUAGCUGGGUAGAGUUUGCUUUGAAAAAUAAGGUGAAAGAAGUCAGUUUGAUAUUAGGGGAAAGUGAAGAUUUCUACAUACUUCCUGAAAUGAUGUAUUCAAAUUCUUUCUUGACAUCACUGUCUUUGGAUGGCUGCAUUUUGGAUCCUGAAAGACCAAUCCAGUGGCCUUCAUUGACUUCUAUAGAGAUCUCUGAUGUCCAUUUGCCUCAGCAUGUGCUUGAAAUGAUAUUAUCAGGCUGUCCAGUUUUGAAUUCAAUGAAUCUCAGUGGUUGUAGGGGAUUCACUUGUUUGGAUAUCAACUCUAACGGUCUAUAUAACCUCCGGGUGGAGAACUUUGAAGACGAAGAACAAGAAAGUGACCCUUUCCUGCAAAUAUCAGCACCCUAUCUAAAAUCUUUAAGUAUUUCUUUGUAUCCGGUAGAAAAGAAGUUGAAGCUCACUAACCUCUCAUCUCUUGUUAGUGCUGAAUUUUAUUUUUGUGAACACAUGUGGAGUUUGCCCUCUGAGGUGCUGAGUAAUGCAAAGGAAUAUUUCGAAAACAUUCACCAUGCCAAGGAACUCGUUCUGGGGUCUGGGCCUGUUAAGGCUCUAGCAGAGUUGGUGAUGAAUGGCUGGCAGCUCCCAAAAAGUCGGUUAAGGUGCUUGACAAUAAAUGUUUUAUGUGAUGCUGUGAGAAUCGUUCCAGGCAUUUUAGGCCUGCUGGAAUCUUCUCCUGACCUUGAGACAUUGAUUAUUGACUCUAUUGAUCCCUACAAUUGGGACGAGAAUUGGCUCCCACCUGAAAAAUGUGAUUUGGAUUCCGACUUAUUGCAUCUGAAGACAGUGAAAAUGUAUUACUUGGCAAAUCCAACUGUUGGUGGUGAACCAAUGCUUACAUUGGCCAGAAUCCUUCUUAAGAGGGCAACAAUAUUGGAAGAGAUGGUGAUUAGGGCUGAUAUUAUAGAUAUGAGUGACUCUGUCAAGCUAGAUUAUGGGAUAAGAAGUUGGCCUUUUGAAAUUCUUCUGCACGUGCACGUCAAGAACCAUGAACACAUUUCUGUGGUGAGAUCUUUCUAUUUAAGAAAUGAAAUGGGCUUUGAUGCAUCUAACUGUUUCCCGGUGUGUUAUUCAAUAACUCUAAAUGUAUAGGCAUAUUGGUGUUAUUCAGUAACCCGAAAUGUAUAUGGAUAUGUCUUUCUUUGAUUUGUAUAAAGUACAUCUCAGACACAUAAAAAAAGAAAAGAAAAAAAAAACAUGUACUUCCGUAAUAUUUUUGAAUCAAACUCUUUAAUUUUCAC
Messenger RNA from Cuscuta epithymum, 1840 nucleotides. The record is from the annotation of a GenBank genome assembly. Lineage: Eukaryota; Viridiplantae; Streptophyta; Magnoliopsida; Solanales; Convolvulaceae.